Molecule: messenger RNA, 372 nt
Organism: Penicillium bovifimosum
Lineage: Eukaryota; Fungi; Ascomycota; Eurotiomycetes; Eurotiales; Aspergillaceae
Gene: lcl2
Product: protein lcl2
Exons: 2
Coding region: 1-372 (123 amino acids)
Source: RefSeq, a predicted model, not a curated record
AUGUUGCAAGGCGUGCGUCAAGCCCUUUGGGCUCUUCUUCUUAUCGUGUCUGUCGCUCAAGCCCAAUUCAACUUCUUCGACCAAAUGUUUGGAGGCGGCGAGCAACAACAGCGCCAACAACAGCGCUCGCAACAGGCUGCCAGUGACAGCAGUCGGUAUCAGCAAAUGUGGGCUGGAGCGCAAUGCGAUAACUACCUCUGCCCUGGAACUCUUGCUUGUGUACAUUUCCCACACCAUUGCCCGUGCCCUCACCCAGAUGUCGAGGAGAAGGUCGAGCUCGGGGAAGGAAGUGCUAUUUGUGUGUCAAAAGGCGGAUUCAAGGAAGGCGAAGCUGCGCGGAAAAUCGAACUGGCCCGCAAGGGUGCCCUAUGA